Corvus hawaiiensis (hawaiian crow) is the source of this 3515-nucleotide messenger RNA. RefSeq names its product COMM domain-containing protein 9-like. NCBI's taxonomy places the organism in Eukaryota, Metazoa, Chordata, Aves, Passeriformes, Corvidae. The record is from RefSeq and is a predicted model, not a curated record.
AUGGCGGCGCUGCGGGACGGAGACUUUGCGGCGCUGCAGAUCCUGCUGAAGGCGCCGUCCAAGGACGCCGUGCGGCAGCUGUGCCAGGUGCUCCUCCAGCGCGCCUGCCCCGGGCUCGCCGUCAGCGCCGAGGAAGCGGAGCAGCUGGUGUCUGCUUUGCACAACCUCACCCGGCACGUGGUGUACCGCGGCUUGACCAGGGCGGAAGACAUCCUCUGUCUUUUCCCAGAAAACUUCCACCAAAAUCUGAAAACCCUCUUGACUAAGAUAAUCUUGGAGAUAUGUGAGGUCUGGUAUCAUCCUGUGCUGCUGGACCUAACAGAGCCAUUUUUUGAUCCCCCAGUCUCCCUGCCUUGGCUCGUGGACAUGGACUGGAGGGUGGACAUCAAGACGUCUUCAGACAGCAUCAUAAGAAUGGCGGUCCCUACCUGCCUGCUGCAGUUAAAGAUUCAGGAAGAUGCUGCCUUACGUGGAAAUAAUCCUGUUGUUUCUUCACUGAAUGUGGAACUGAGCAAAGAAACCCUGGACACUAUGUUAGAAGGUCUGGGAAGGAUUCGGGACCAACUUUCUGCCAUUGCAAACAAAUGAAUGCUCAAGGGCAUGGAUUCCAGCAGCAAGGACGGGAAGUAUUCUCUACCUACAGCUGUCUGAAGUUGCAGCCUGGUGUAGCAUGUUAUCUAUUUCAGCAAAACAAAACUAAAGAGGUUUCUUUUUUGGAUGAAUGAGAUAGCUCUUGAAAAGCUAACACUCAAAUAUUCAUUUGGUUGGAUGCCAAAAAGUGCUUUCCUAUUAUGUUGUUGAACAAAAGUUAUUCAUCAUUUCAGAAGAGGAUUUAUGGCUUAAUCACAAGGGUCAUAACUGGAAACAGCAAAUAGCUGCAGCCAAUGAAGCAAGUUCUAUCUGUGUCCUGAAAUGGGAAUCUAAAAGGCUCAAGCUGGGUAAUGGGCUGCCUUCUGACAUGAGAAAAGGAGGGUGCUUCUCUGAAACGUGCAUGGACUGAGGUGCCUGCUGCAUGUAGCACUCUCCCUCUCAGUGAAGCGCAGCCGUGCUGUAGAUGGUUGUUAUUGCUUGGUAGAGCAGUGACGCUGCCACGCGUUCCCUUCUGAUCAGCUUCAUAGCACCGUUUGCAAAAUGACGGUUCUGAACAUCUUUAGCAGGAGCUCAUUUCCUCCUUCUGUUUGAAAAGCGAAAAAGGAGUUCAGGUAAUUCAUGUUUGGGGUUUAUUGGACUCUGGGCUUUGCCUUUGCUGCAUAAAAACCAUACUGGGAGAAUAAAGAAUUGAAGGCUGUUGUCUGUGCUGUGGGAAACCCCUCUGUGGCAAUACAUGCCUAUACUUUUCCAAAGUGUUCUGUUGGCUGUGUAAAUCUUCAUUUAAUUAAAGAAUGAACUGCUAAUUGAUUUUGUGAAUCCUUUUCAGUGUGGAGGAGAUGUUUUCCUGGGUUACCUCAGUCUCUUUGUGAUGGUCCCAAGUUUCUAGGCUAGUUUAAUGGAUGUUCAUUGUUUGUUGCUGAAGAAGGAUCUUUUGUUUCCUGUUCAAAUUGAUUCAUGAUUUAAACUUCCUUCUCUUCAUUAUAAUACAAUUUCAGGACACCUUUUUCCAUGGGCACCACCUCUGUACAGUAUUAGAGGUGAUGACCCUGACCUAGAAGUUUAUAAAAAUACGUGCGUUGAGAAUGUGGAGGAGUUAAAUGCAGAAAAUCAACAAAAUUCAGAUUCUUCUUUCUGGUGAGCUUCUAUAGAAGUCUGUAUCCAAAAGUAUUUAUGGAAAAAUCCAAUCUUUCCUACAACACUGGGCUCUCCUUCAAGACAUAAAACAUUGUUUGUUGUGUGUGGAAACACAAAAAUCAUUCCAGAAGGGUGCAUAAACUACAAGAACUUUGUUAAUUAAUUUUAUACAUCCCCCAAAGUGCAGGCUAGGGUAUAAGUGAAGGCUGUGCCUUUAAAAGAUAAUGAUGAAAUGCAGCUUGUGCAUCCAGAUCAACUGUGUGACGAGUCCCUUGUCAAGGUCUACUUUGAGCAAAGAUUAUAAUGCUUAAUAUGGUAUCAAGGCAAACUGGUACAUUUCAUGUAUAAUAGGGACAUUUGAAUAGAGAAGAUGGAUAUUUAAGAGUAUGUUCUGUAAGAGUCAAGCUGUGAAAAACAUCUCUAACAGACUACUUCAGUUCAAGGAAGUUUUGUUGCCUUUGCAGCCUAGCCUUAAAAAAAAAAACCUCAUAUAGUUUAUAUAGUACUGUUUUAGAAGGUGAGAAUCACAGAGGAGGCAAAUAAUGCAGGAUGAAGUACUGCAGUGUUAGAGGAGCUGAGGAAGUCAAAACACAGUGGAAAUCCUUGAGGUAAAUACUGAAGUUACAGUCAAAAUGUAGGGUCUAAUGCAAGGAAGAACUGAUGUUUGUUGGCAUGUAAAACAAUUACACAACUCGACCAGUUGUAAAGAAAAGAAAGACUUGAAAAUGAAAAGGCUUUUCCAGUGGCAGAGUGGAGCUUUCUGCAGGUAGCUAAAAGUUGCUUGUGGAGUCAUAAUGAAAAGGAGUGUGCCCACUGGAUCAGAUGGCACAUGCCAAACAUCUGGUGACUUCAAGGGCUAGAUUUCAAGUCAUUCUGCAAGAAGACACUGCUAUUUUCUAGCCACCAUUUAGGAUGCUGUGAGAGCUUGCCUUCACAUCUUUGCCUAAAUUGUUAGGUAGUUUAUUGCUGGCUCUAAUCUCCUUAGCCAUAAGAGCUGAGACUGCUCAGAAAAAGGUAUAUAAAACAAGGGAGGCUGAGUAGGACUGUCAUUAUCCAGACAGCAGGAGAACUUCACAUUAAAGUCCUUUUUGUGGAGACUGCUACACGGAAAGAGUAAAUUGCCUGCUAUUGCAGGCAAUCAUAUGUGAUCUUUUUCAUAAAAUUAUUGCUCUCUUAAAAUGAGUUAGAUUUUCAUCCUCUCUCCACAUAUUGCUGCUGUUUGGUAGGGCUAGCCUAAGAGAUGAUGUAUUCAUCCCUGUUACCAGUUUGUUACUGUGCCAACGCUGUCCUCUUUUGCUUCUUUUUUACCUUUCCAUUUUUCCCUCCUAUUUAGGAAGCAGUAAUAUCCCACUUUUGAUGGCUAAGCCUUGUAAGCUCUGUGUUCUGUGCCUUUCAGAAUUGCCAUGGCCAUUCUUCACUUAACAGUUUGCAUCUCCUUUGAACGGGGUCAUCACCACAAUUGUUUCUGGAGGAUUGUCCAAGGACAUUACUAAAGAAUGAACUGUCAUAGUAUGUGCUUCACCUGAAUGAACGCCUGCCAGGAAACCACAUGGCUUCAUAGUGAAGUGGAGCUUAAAAGCUCCAUCCUCAUUCCAGUGUUUGAGAAAUAGAAAAUUCAUUUUCUACAUGUACACUCGAUAAUGGUGCUAAUUCAGUUACUGUAAGCAAAACAGUGAUAAAUUUAUUUGUAAAACUCAAGUAUGCAAGUUAAAUUCAAAUUGUAAUUUCACAAUCAUACGUGUUGAAUCUCUGUCAAAGUGUUGAAAAAGCAUUAAAAACGUUAAAGCCUA